CAAUGAAGUAAUUUGAAUAAUCAAUGUACACAAAUAUAAAGCUACACCCGCUUCAUUGGUUUUGGAACGCGUGGUUGGCGAGUUUAAGUUAUGAUAUUUUACAUUGUCAAUGAAUAAAUUGAAAAUACGUUUAAAUAAAUGUGUGAGUGUCAUGGCUAACAUAAAUUACUGGCGGUGUUUUAGGGGAGUCAGUUUUGCCUUUUUAGUAUUUUAUUCAACUUAUUUUGGAACCAUUUUUCUUUUGACACCAUUCCUCCCACUAUUCUUUGUUGCACCGGUAUUUACAAGGAAUAUAACAGAUAAGAUUAUCUGGUGUUGGAAACUAUAUUUAGUGUCCCUUUUAGAAGUAAUUUUCCAGACAAAGUUCAGAAUAUAUGGAAAAGUUCCAAGUAAUGAAGCAGCAAAUCUGAUGAUAAUGAAUCACCGUACAAGGCUUGACUGGCUCUACCUGUUUUCAUACCAAGUGAGACACGCCUCGGUCAGGCGCUACAUCAUCAGCAUGAAAAAUAUUCUAAAGUUUUUGCCUGGUAUAGGCUGGGCAGGGCAAAUUGGCGGUUUUAUUUUUCUGGACAGGAAAUGGGAAGAUGAUCAGAGAACCAUAUCCAAAUGUCUGGGAGUCUUCGAACACAUCAAUUACAAACCCCAGAUCUUGCUGUUUCCAGAGGGUACGGAUCUAACCGAGACUACAAAGAAGCGCAGUGACGCCUACGCUGAAAAAUAUAACCUACCAAAGUAUGACUUUGUGCUGCAUCCAAGAACCACAGGAUUUACACAUUUUGUACAAGAAAUGAAAAAAGAUGAAAUACUGGACUGUAUCACAGAUAUAACUAUAGCUUAUCCUGGAAUAAUUCCGCACAGUGAAAUAGACAUAAUCAAGGGCAACUUUCCGUCGGAAAUUUGUUUCUUGAUUGACUGGUAUCCUAAUAAAGAAAUACCAAUGCACAAGGAUGACCUUGACAAUUGGUGUAAAGAAAAAUGGAGUAAAAAGGAGGCAGUCCUAAGAGAAUUUUAUGAAAAGAAGUCAUUUGAGAGAGCCGGGGAGGAGCUUUAUACAAAUGAAAGUUUAAUCGCAGCAUUGUCUUUUUAUAGUUGGACGAUUUGGACAAUAUGGCAUGUAUUUAUUACGUAUAUGCUGUGGUGUUACCCUGUGUUAUGGUUAUAUGUUAUUGUGUGUACCAUAAUGUAUGUCUGUGUAUCAAAAUACACGCACGGAUUUAACUUGCUUAUUGCUAAAACAAUGAAUAUUUGAUAAAAUCUAUGUAUUAACUACCUAAGCUACCCUUUAUGUUUGUACGUGAACGUAUUGAUGGUAAUUCUUAUACAUUCUCGUGGCUGUAUUGGACGCAUGUUCGUUAUGCAUAAACAUGUAUUAAACAAUGGAAAUGCAGCCUUUGAUAAAUGUGUAUGUAUGCAUUCUGUUGGUCUAUUUUUGCGUGCAGCUAUUAUAUAUUUGAUUUUUUAACGACCCGCUUUAUAGUUACAGCUGACCAAAUUGUUAGACUAUGAAAUGUUUAUUUCAAUCCAAGAUUUUUUCCCGAUUACUUUCCCAUUUGUGAUCAUUACUAAAGACUAUUUUUGACCAUAACAUGACGGGUUAAAAUGUUAGACUUUUGGUGAUUUUUAUCAAUGACUUGUAGUGUUCUUUACACUUUUCUGUAUUUGAACAAUAAUAAUACACUGUUUUUCUUGUAUUCUAUAGUUUAGGAUCCUCCAGUGUUUUCAGGUGUUCAUGUAAAGACGUAAAGAAGUUGUUACUAUGUUAUGGAAAUUUUCAGCAUUUUACGGAGAAAAUAUCAGGUAAUUCAACUGGUCUACCACCAGUCAGCCCUUAAUUACCUCAACAUUCUCUUUAUUUGAAUACUGUUUAUACAGAAUUCAUUGACUGAGGUACUUAUUUUCUCAGGCGUUUCAUUUACUCAUGUACUUAUUAAAAAGCUGUAUAUUUGUUGAAAUUAUAUGUGAAUUAUUUAAAUAUGAUCCUUAAACACUUUAUAGCAUGUUCCAGAUUAUAUAAAUGGUAAAAGACUGAUGUACUUAACCAUUGUAAUACACACAUAUACUUUCACGUCUUAUAAGUUACUGAAGAAUAAAUAUUGGACAAGUGUAUAACUAUUAGAGAAAUGAAUAAUAUUAGAGAAGUGCAUAAUUUAAGAGAAGUAGAACUUAUAUUAUCUGUCUCUUUAAAUUCACAGUAAUAUGUCAAUUAAAUAUAGUUUGUUACAAGAUUUAUUACAAGCUACUUUAAUAUAUUUUGACAUAUUUGUUGUUAUAUUUAUGUUUUUUGUUUUAAUGUAUAACAAGGACAGUCCCAAACAUGUAACGUAUUCUUUUUAUUCAUAUUUUACAUUGCAUAAAAUUGUAAAGAUGUCCACUUAAACCGUGACAAUAAUGGAAAAUAACAGAAUUUGACAAGACUUACACCUAGCAGAUAUUUGUCUUUAACUAAAAUACAUUUUCUACAAAAUUGAUACAGCGGGUUAAAUAAUCUACCUCUUUGGGUUUAUGUAUUUUUUGUAAACAAAACAUUGCUAGAAGCUAAUCAUAAAAUUUAAAAGUGCAAAGUUUUCUGUAAUUAUCAAUUUUUCUUUGCUGCAGUUCGUUCUGUUAGCCUGUUGAUUUUGCAACACCAUUCACGUCAGUAAGCAACGUAUAAUAGUAACAUUUAUUAUGAUAUAACAUUGUGAAGACUCGUUCAAAGAAAUAAUAUACUAGUACACGUUGUUUCCAACAUACAGAAUGUACAGACCGAACUUAGCUGGUUUCAUAGACUCUCUACAAUCGCCACAUGAAAAUUUAAAAAGAAGCUUUGUAACCAGGUAUAUUUUGGAUAUUCAUGAAAAAAAGUUUGGUACACACGUUGACUGUUUCGCAGUUUUGUAAAUAUCUAAAAUCUAAAAUUUGCUCGCUCUAUUUUCUUGUAUAUUUUAAAUAUGACAUGCUAUAUGACAAAAAUUACACAAGCUCUGAAUCCUGUCUCUAAUAAUAGCUGAUACUUGUAGGUUAUUAGGUCUGUACCGAGAAAUAUGCAUGAGUUCUACAGCGGAAAUAUUGCGCGACUUUAGGAGCGCAAUAUCAUUCCGCGAAAGAACAAUUGCAUAUUUCUUAAUGCAGAUCAAAACUUUUUUUAUAUGAGCCGCGCCAUGAGAAAACCAAGAUAGUGGCUUUGCGACCAGCAUGGAUCCAGACCAGCCUGCGCAUCCGAGCAGUCCGGUCAGGAUCCAUGCUGUUCGCUAACGGUUUCUCUAAUUGCAUGGUGCGGCUCAUAUUACAUACGCAUAUACAUUUCUUCUUCCGUUAAUGUACGGGGCUCACUCUGGAGCAUUGUUGUACAUAGUGAAUGUACAAAGUAGAUGUGACGUACGCGCAAUUGAUGUGCAUUAUAAAACUAUUUACAAUAUCUGCGGGGUGCUAGCUUGUCACCAAACCAUUCUUGAAGGCCACCAAGCUGGGUGCAAUGGCAAGGUGCUCUGGCAUCUGGUUCCACAGGCGUACAGCUGAGGGAAAGAAAGAGUGUAUGAGGUACUAAUAGUCUGUUCUACAGAAUGGCACGAUGGAACGGAGGGUAUGUCCUCUUGUAGUUGCCGAUGUAUGGUGCAAGUUCUGUGGAACUGUAACGUCAAUGUGCCCAUGUACUAUACGGUACAUCAUACAAAGCUUUGCCUGUUGCCGUCGAUGUUGUAGGGAAGGCCAGCCUAGGUCAGCAGUCAUCUGCAUGGAGCUGCUUGUAGUGUGGUAAUCCCCCUUGACGAACCGAGCGGCACUGCGCUGCACAGCUACAAGUUUCAUUUUCUACUGUAAUUUAUCGGAGUUUAUAAAUGAUUGUUUUUUUCCGAAUAACACUUGCCCGAAUAGUUUGCUAAAUAAAUUACGUGGGUCUUACUUCAAAGACAGAUAAGAGGUUAUGAGAAAUAGUAAUAAAUUCUUAGACAACAGGAACCAGGAUAUGUAUAGCAAGUGUGGGAUCCCACUACAUGUAAAUAUACAAGCAUGAACUAGUACAAAGUAGUGCGUGUACCGAAGGUUUUGGCAUUUUAUAUGACGGAUACUAUGAAAAAUGUUGCUUGAAAAAGCUGAAAUGUUGAAAAUUUCCCCAGCUUAUAUUGUCAACUAAAUUGUGCCGACGUCUACAAAAACACAAACCACAAAAACCUACGUGAAUGUUAUCAUUAAUUUUAAAAAGAUAAAAUUGCACAUUGUUUUAUCACUAAAGCAUUAAUCAAAUCUAGUUGUAUUUCCUCUUGUGAUAAGUUUUACAUUCGUUUACAUUAACAUUACAAAAAAAAAAAACAACAACAAC
Mercenaria mercenaria is the source of this 4297-nucleotide messenger RNA. RefSeq names its product lysocardiolipin acyltransferase 1-like. The transcript has 5 exons. The record is from RefSeq and is a predicted model, not a curated record. Gene Ontology annotation, cellular component: endomembrane system. Bases 110 to 1249 code for a protein of 379 amino acids. Lineage: Eukaryota; Metazoa; Mollusca; Bivalvia; Venerida; Veneridae. Gene Ontology annotation, molecular function: acyltransferase activity.